AUGGACCCCUCCAGGAGGCUCCCCAAGACUGACCCGGAGGACCUCAUGAAGAUUGUCCGACGUCUCGUCGCCUUCAAGGGCCCCAGUCAGACCGCUAUCCGCCAAGCCGUAGACGAUCUCCUAUCCCUCGCCGCUGUACGUUACUAUGUCCGAUCUUACACUCAGAAGCAAAUCAACGCGUUCGCCACCCACGCCUCCCGCUACUUUGAGCUCUACCUGCCCUCUGGUUCCAUCGAGAUCGCCCACACCUCCCGCUACUCCCAUCGCACCGGCAAGUCGGAGUUAUGCAUUCUCGCCACCCGCCCUCUGGUUCCUGGAACCGUGAUCUCCGAGCUCAAGGGCUCCAUGGCCGACUUGACCGAAGAGGAGGACAAAGAGCUCAAGGGCACUGACAUCGGUCGCCCCGAAAGCGUCGGAAUUCGUCGCGAUUUCAGCGUCAUCCAUUCCAAACAGCUCAAGAAAAAUCAUCUAUUCUUGGGUCCCGCCCGCUUUGUCAAUCAUGACUGCGACCACAACGUCGAACUCUUUCGCGAAGGACGGUACAUCACGUUUCGAGUCAUCAAGCACAUAGGCGUCGGAGAGGAAGUGACAGCGCACUAUGGCGACGGAUACUUCGGUCGCAAUAAUCGCCACUGUCUCUGCCAGACCUGCGAGUUCAACGGCCGCGGUGGU
Dichomitus squalens LYAD-421 SS1 is the source of this 672-nucleotide messenger RNA. RefSeq names its product SET domain-containing protein. Lineage: Eukaryota; Fungi; Basidiomycota; Agaricomycetes; Polyporales; Polyporaceae. The record is from RefSeq and is a predicted model, not a curated record. Gene Ontology annotation, molecular function: histone H4K20 methyltransferase activity; protein binding. The annotation marks the transcript as partial. Gene Ontology annotation, cellular component: nucleus. The transcript has 6 exons.